AUGGAUCGUAUAGAAAAAUUCGGUGAAGGACUUUAUCGGUAUAAUAAUCGCGGAUUAGUUGUACAAAAUGCAAGAGAAGAAAAAUUCCAUUACAACUCUAAAGGAUUACUAGUAAGAGCUGUUAAAAGAGGUCGUUUCGAUGUACGAUACUACUAUGACCAUUUGAAUAGAUUAAGUACUCGCAAAGAUAACUUUGGAAACGUAACGCAAUUCUUUUAUACCAACCAUAAAAAUCCAAAUGAAGUCAAUCAAAUAUAUAGUCCUCGAGAUGGAAAAUUAAUGUCAUUGACUUAUGAUGAUCGUGGCUUUUUAAUUUAUGCUCAAGUAUUCAGACAUAAAUACUAUAUAGCUACUGACCACUGUGGUACGCCAGUAAUGAUAUUCAAUCAAUAUGGGGAAGGUAUUAGAGAAAUGAUGAGAUCUCCCUAUGGUCAUAUAGUCUAUGAUUCCAAUCCAUACUUAUACUUACCUAUUGACUAUUGUGGAGGACUAUUAGAUCAGGUACAAAACUAA
Molecule: messenger RNA, 513 nt
Organism: Daktulosphaira vitifoliae (grape phylloxera)
Lineage: Eukaryota; Metazoa; Arthropoda; Insecta; Hemiptera; Phylloxeridae
Product: teneurin-a-like
Exons: 3
Coding region: 1-513 (170 amino acids)
Biological process (GO): motor neuron axon guidance
Source: RefSeq, a predicted model, not a curated record